This is a messenger RNA of Exophiala spinifera, 1278 nucleotides long. RefSeq lists its product as uncharacterized. Lineage: Eukaryota; Fungi; Ascomycota; Eurotiomycetes; Chaetothyriales; Herpotrichiellaceae. The transcript has a single exon. Bases 1 to 1278 code for a protein of 425 amino acids. The record is from RefSeq and is a predicted model, not a curated record.
AUGCCAUCAUCCUCAACGACAGUCGACCCGGCCAUCAUCCGCGCCUUGUCCCUGGAAGGGACUUCCUCCAAGAUCACCACUCAUGGGGGCUCGGGAUUCUCGUCAACGUUCCGGAUUACCACUUCUACUAGGAAGAGCAGUACCACGACAGCGGAGUCGCCCUCGACGUCGAUAUUCGUCAAGACCAGUUCCGCCCCGGGGGCGGAAGUAAUGUUCCAAGGCGAACAUGCGUCCUUGAACGCCAUCCACGACGCGGUGCCAAGUUUGUGUCCCGAGGCUUUCGCAUGGGGUCGACUCGACCUUGAACCUGGCGGGUAUUUCCUGGCAACCGAGUUUUUGGAUCUCGGUGGUGGUGGUGGUGGUGGAAGGAGAUCGGGGAAAGGGAAGGGGACCGGCAGGAGUGGAACGGGGAGCGGGAUGAGUCUCGCCGAGAAACUGGCAAAGUUACAUUCGACGCCCGCCCCUGUCCCGGACGGCCACGACGAGCCGCAGUUCGGGUUCCCCGUGCCGACGUGCUGCGGAGACACGGAGCAGGACAACUCGUUCACCUCGUCGUGGGCGGAUUUCUUCGCCCGGAGACGCCUGCUGGCCGUCUUGGACCGAGGGGAGAAGAACAACGGGUCACCGGAAGCUCAGUUGCGGAGGACCGUCGAGAGAGUCGCGGGCGAAGUCGUGCCGAAGUUACUUGGCGACGGCCAUCUCGGUGUCAGUGGUGGCCGUGGCGACGGUAACAACAGUAAGAGGGGGAUCGUCCCGGUCGUCGUGCAUGGGGAUUUGUGGAGUGGGAAUCAAUCUCGUGGACGGUUCGUUGGGAGGAGAAGAAGCAGAAGAAGACUACGGAAACAAAAUCAAGGACAUGCGCCACGAGGACAUGACCAGGAAAAAGAAACAGACAAAUAUGCAAGUGACGGCGACGCGGACCCUGACCUCCAGGCGGUGGAGGAGGACGAAUACGACGAAGAAGAACACGAAUAUGAAGAUGAAGAUGAUUACGAAGAAGUCAUAUACGAUCCGGCUUCGUGCUACGCCCACAACGAGUACGACUUUGGAAUCAUGCACAUGUUUGGAGGAUUCGGGAGCGCAUUUUGGAACGAGUACCACGCCCUUGUCCCCAAGACGGAACCGGUGGGCGAGUACGACGACCGCGUCAGGCUGUACGAGAGUUACCAUCACCUGAAUCACUGGGCCAUCUUCGGCGGUGGAGGGUACAAGGGCGGCGCGAUGCGGUUGUUGAAGGGGUUGUUGGCCAAGUACGGUGGUGGUGGUGGUGGUGAGUGA